AAAGCGCCCUGCUUUUUUUCCCUCCAUCUCCUCUGUUUGCCCUGUUCUCCGUUUCACAAGGUAUCAGCGCUCGCAAAAGGAUUCCUUUUUCUUUUAGCACCGCAAGGAAAGUUUCCGGUUCUUUCCUUCCUCCUUACAGCUCUCUGUUUAUCUUUCUGAGAGAGAGAGAAGAAGAAGAAGACGAAGAAGAAGAAGAAGAAGAAGAAGAAGGAGGAGAAGAAGGAGGAGGAGAUGGGAGCAGGAAGAGGCCUCGUUGCUGGUUCAGGGAAAGAGUUUGUGGUCAUCAAUGCCGAGGAUUCUUGGAGGGAGAAACCUUUACAAGUAUUAGGAAGCGGGGUUUGCCAGAUUUGUGGAGAACAUAUUGAGAUAUUGGAAUUCAACAAUAUCAAAGAGUUCUUUGUUGCUUGCAAUGAAUGUGCGUUUCCUGUAUGUAGACCCUGCUAUGAGUAUGAGAGAAGAGAGGGUGAUCAAGUCUGUCCUCAAUGCAAGACUCGAUAUAAGCGGCAAAAAGGUAGUCGACGGGUAGACGGCGAUGAGGAAGAAGACGAAGCUGAUGACUUGGAUCAUGAAUUUAGUUUAUGCAAUGCUAAUUGGAUCAGCUCUGGUUCAAAGUUUGACAUCCAAAACAAAUCGGAUUGGUGGAGCUCUCACAGUAACAUUGGGGCUGGCACCUCUGAUAUCUAUCAUUCUAAUUCAAAGAAUAAUACUGGUUUCCCUUGUAUUACUUAUGGAGAGGUUGAUGGUCAUGAUCCUCAAGCUCUAAUAGUUCCUUCAUCUGUAAACUCCCGGGACUCUCUGGAUCAGGUGCUCUGUCAAGCAGAAUCAAGCACAGCUCUUCAGCCAAGACCAAUGAACAAAAGUAGAGACAUGUCAUUAUAUGGUUAUGGAAGUAUUGCAGGGAAGAAUACAGUAGAAAAUUGGAAGAGAAAGCAGCUUCAUAUGCAGCAAAAGACUGGAGCAGGUGGCUGUGCUUUCCAAGAAGAUUAUAUGGAUUAUGAAGAAGGUGAUUCUGAUACACUAAUUUGCAGAAUGGAUGAAGCAAGAAAACCACUGUCAAGAAAAUUACCAAUAGCAUCAAAGAAGAUCAACCCAUACAGAAUCGUAAUAAUUCUUCGGCUCAUCAUUAUUGGCUUCUUUCUCCAUUACAGACUUCUAAAUCCAGUGGAAAAUGCCUAUGCAUUAUGGCUAAUAUCAGUCAUAUGUGAAGUAUGCUUUACAGUAUCAUGGCUAUUGGAUCAGUUCCCAAAAUGGUACCCAAUAGAGCGAGAAACUUUCUUAGAUCGCCUUUCAUUAAGGUACGAGAAAGAAGAAGAACAAUCUCAGUUAGCAGAUAUUGAUGUUUUUAUCAACACAGAAGAUCCUAAGAAAGAACAUCCUCUAAUAACUGCCAAUGCAGUUUUGUCUAUACUAGCUGUUGAUUAUCCGGCUCAUAAAGUUUCAUGCUAUGUAUCUGAUGAUGGAGCUGCAAUGCUCACAUUUGAGGCACUCUCUGAAACAUCACUAUUUGCCAAAAAAUGGGUUCCAUUCUGCAAAAAAUUUAACAUUGAACCUCGCGCUCCAGAAUCCUAUUUCAAUCAGAAAAUAAAUUACCUAAAAAGCAAAAUUGAUCCAGCAUUUGUUGGGGAGCGCCGCGCAAUGAAGAGAGAAUAUGAGGAGUUCAAGAUUCGGAUUAAUGGAUUAAUUUCCAUGUCGCAAAAAGUUCCUGAAGGAGGUUGGACAAUGCAACACGGAGUUCCUUGGCCGGGAAAUGAUGCCCAGGAUCAUCCAGGAAUGGUUCAGCCUUUAAAACAAUUGACCUAUGGUUCAACAAUGGGUAACUACCAAGUGCGCUUUAGUACUUCAGUAUUGAAAAGCUAA
This is a messenger RNA of Dendrobium catenatum, 1857 nucleotides long. Its product is annotated as cellulose synthase A catalytic subunit 6 [UDP-forming]-like. Bases 232 to 1857 code for a protein of 541 amino acids. Gene Ontology annotation, biological process: cellulose biosynthetic process; plant-type primary cell wall biogenesis. The record is from RefSeq and is a predicted model, not a curated record. The transcript is spliced from 8 exons. Gene Ontology annotation, cellular component: plasma membrane; trans-Golgi network. Lineage: Eukaryota; Viridiplantae; Streptophyta; Magnoliopsida; Asparagales; Orchidaceae. Gene Ontology annotation, molecular function: cellulose synthase (UDP-forming) activity.